Molecule: messenger RNA, 5428 nt
Organism: Amyelois transitella
Lineage: Eukaryota; Metazoa; Arthropoda; Insecta; Lepidoptera; Pyralidae
Product: cytosolic carboxypeptidase-like protein 5
Exons: 19
Coding region: 410-3676 (1088 amino acids)
Biological process (GO): proteolysis
Molecular function (GO): metallocarboxypeptidase activity; zinc ion binding
Source: RefSeq, a predicted model, not a curated record
GCCAUCUUGAAUGAAAUUUCAUGAUGGCAUAAAGUGUCUUUCUAUUUUCCAAAUAAAAAGUGAAUGAAAUUAAAAUAAACGGGUUAUAAUAUAAAACGAAUGAUUUAAAAAUUGCAUAUUUAUUAACACAUAUUUUUUUUCCUAUUCUAAUUGGAAAGCACUUUGAACUUUUAAAAGAUCAGCAAUAAAACAAAUCAGCUGUUAUCCGUCAAUCGAUGUCAACAAAAUUACAUAAUUUUGUUUAGAAAAACAGUGCAGUCUCCGUUUUUUGAGUGUCAUUUUGAAAUUGGCAAUAUGUGCAAACAUCCAAAAGUUUUUGUGGACAAAUUCGUAUAGUAUAUGUGCGCCCUACGACUUGCAAACAUUAGCGACUUUUUGUAUGAUGUAGUCCAAUAAAUUUUUGUUAGUCAUGGCUCAAAACACUUUGAUUGAGUGUGGUGGAUUUUAUUUUAUACAUAAUUUUGAUUCUGGAAAUCUUGGACACGUCGAAAGAGUUCCCACAGAGUUAAUUGCUCCAAGUAUAAACUCCAAGAACAAUGUAUCGGAGACACCGGACUAUGAGUUUAACUUGUGGACGCGGCCUGAUUGUGCGGGCACAGAGUUUGAGAAUGGCAACCGCACUUGGUUCUACUUUGGUGUGCAAGCUAGUGAGAGUAAUGUUUUGGUGCGACUUAACUUGAUCAACCUUAACAAGCAAGGCAAGAUGUACAAUCAGGGCAUGGCACCGGUGACGCGGACCUUACCGGGGAAGCCGCAGUGGGAAAGGAUAAGAGAUCGACCCAUUCACUCGACGGACGACAACACCUUCACCCUAAGCUUCAAAUACCGCACGGCAGAGAACCAGAAAGCGACCACGUUCUUCGCGUUCACGUACCCCUUCUCUUUCGCCGAGCUCCAAAUCGCUUUGAACUCCAUUGAUUUGAAGAUGCUACCAUUGCCGGCGCCGGUGACCCCAGACGACAUAUACUACUGUAGGGAGUGCCUCAUUUAUUCCCUUGAAGGCAGGCGAGUGGAUCUGCUCACGAUAAGUUCCCAUCAUGGCAUUACGAACGAACGAGAGGAUAGGCUCAAAAACCUAUUCCCAGACAACCAAGAGAGGCCAUUCAAGUUCCAAAACAAAAAGGUGAUUUUCAUAUCGGCCCGCGUGCACCCCGGGGAAACACCGUCGAGUUUCGUCUUCAACGGGUUCCUCAACCUCCUACUAACGAGACACGAUCCGAUAGCGAUACAACUGCGCAAACAUUACGUGUUCAAAAUGAUCCCGUUUCUAAACCCGGACGGGGUCGCUCGCGGUCACUACCGCACGGACACGAGGGGGGUUAACUUGAACCGCGUGUAUCUUAACCCAUCGCUGACGUAUCAUCCUACGGUGUACGCGUCCAGGGCUUUGAUCAGGUACUACCAUUAUGGUUGUGAAAAAGAAGAUAACUGCGAGGACAGCAAGAGUUUUAUUUCGCGAAGUAUUCAAAACAUCAACGAGAGCUCGGAGAUAAUAGAAAACAAAAAGAAAAAGAACCCGAGUGCACUAAAAGCGAACGUCAAGGAGAAGGCCGGCAAGACUCCCGCCACUAAAUCCACCACCACCAUCAAACAGCCUUCUAACGACUCCAACAAGAAGGAGAGCAAGUCUUCUGGCGGAGAGACUUCCCAGUUAGUUGAACAGGUAUACGACAUGAAGCUCCAAGAGAUGCCGUCGCAGACCAGCAACGACACUUCCUCCAAAUCGAACGGUCCCGAGCCAUCUCUCCUCAACGACUCGGUUCUCCGUACAUGCCUCGGCUCAGACGUCCAUGUCAGCACCAGCGAGGAAUUGAUACUGCAAGGGAGCAAUCCCUUGAGGCCGCUAAGGGAUACUCUGAAAAACAGUAUAAGCUUGUUGAUGGAGACCAAUUCUUCUAUAGCCGGGGACAGCCAAUCGGUGCUAGCGAAGCAGUCCCGAGUAUCGAACGUGCGCAUCGGCUGGUGUCGGUCAUGUCGCGCGGCGGUCAGCAAGCUGGAGGACACCAUGCCCGGCAUCACCAGCCUGGUGCCCGGCUACAGCCAGGCGGGCCGCGAGGUGUCCCCCACCUACCACACCAGCAUUGAAGAAUACAGAGAGCACCAGAAACAGCAGUUAGACGAGCGGGAACGCUAUAUGCAAGAACAUGCAUCGAUGGAGAAAGGCGACGUCGUGUAUUUCUGCACAAAUUGCUUCAAGAAAUAUUAUCUGAGUGAACAGGAUGAAGAAAUUAAAGUAACAGAACCCACAAUAUCGACUAACAGCGUUGCCAUAUCCGCUACGUCGGAGCGAACAGUGGAACGCGUCGACCCCGACUGCACCGGGGAUGCGCAGGCGCCGGCCAGCGUUAGUUCGCGCACCGUACAGCAACCCGCCAAAGAUGAGAAACCUAACCCCGCGCCCCGGCCCAAGAAGAAACAGGCCUCCCCUCCGCCGCAGAAGAAAGAAAACCACAAGGAAUAUAAGGAACCAGAGUCUGGACUAUAUCUCUACAUUGAUCUACACGGACACGCCUCCAAGAAAGGCAUCUUCAUGUACGGCAACCACUUCGACGACCUGGAGAGUUCCGUCGAGUGCAUGUUGCUGCCUCGCAUCAUGUCUCUCAACAACCUGCACUUCCACUUCUCCUCGUGCAAUUUCACCGAGAGGAAUAUGUACCUCAAAGAUCGGCGCGACGGCAUGUCCCGCGAGGGCUCGGGCCGCGUGGCCGUGCUGAAGGCCACGGGGCUGGUGCGCUCGUACACGCUGGAGUGCAACUACAACACGGGCCGCCUCGUCAACGUGCUGCCGCCCGGCGUGCGCGACUGCCCCGCGCCGCCCGCCGCGCCCGCGCAGCCGCCGCCCAAGUACACGCCGCACAUCUUCGAAGAGGUGGGCCGUUCCCUCGGCGCAUCGAUCCUGGACCUGACGGGACAGCAUCCCAACUCGCGCAUCCCGUGCUCCGAGCACCGCAACCUGUCCGCCGUGCGCGAGUGGCUCAGAGCUCACACACGCACCAUGCGACCUGCUCAGCUCGCUAUGUCCCGACUACGACCCAAAACGGCGUCUCCUACGCGUGUGCCGUUAUAUGCUCGUUCCAAAGCAAAGGUGACGGACGAACGCAAAGAAAACACAUACGCCGGCGCCAAAACAGACGCCGAGCGGAAACGAUCUCCCUCGCGUCUUACACAGCGCGCUUCAGGGCAGGACAUCAUGAACAUGAAGUUCGGCCGCAAGGAGCCCGUCAAGUCCAGCUCGCGCACACGCUACCUUACAGAGAACGAACCCAAACCCAAAACCUUAACCUCCAAGAGACGCAGCAUUCUGGCCAUCAGGAAACCCAACUCCAGCAAGACUCAAGUUGGCGGAGUCGUCAAAGCGAAAGUCAUGAGUAGAAGAUCAGCUGAUGACACGGAAAGCCCGCGCACGUCGCUCAUUUCCGCUAAGAUUAGCAAACGCAGCUUCGCAAGAUCGGUCCGUGGGGCGGUUCGGUCCAGUAACCGCUGCAGAGCGAUGGCGUCGUCCUCGUCGGACGACAUGGUGGGCGGGAACUGGGAGGACGUCGCCGGCGGCACCGUGCUGGGGUCGCCGAGCGGCGCGCCGCACCCGGAGCCGCUGUCGCUGGCCGGCAAGAGGCGGCCGUUCCCCAACGCGGCGCCCUCGCACCUCAAGAAGAUCCGCCUCAAGACCGGCUUGUAGCGGCCGCGCGCGCCCCGCCCUCGCGCGACGCUAGCGACAUCUCUGUACGCUGAUGGUAAACUUAUAACUCUAUCCACAUUCUUACUUUGAAUAACAGUUGUUCAUAAUACAGGAUAGAAGUCGCAUGUGACGAUUUUCUAAUUUAUUUAUAGUUUUGCUCAGCGCAAGUAUUUUAUUAAACGUUAACUAUAAACGGCAUUUUUGACUUGAAAUAAAUACAAAGUCAGCAUGCCGACUCUGACAUACAAAGAACGUCAUUAGGAUUCUGAAUUGGUAGUUUUAUCCCGUCAGUAUUCUUCAUAAAAAUACAUACUACUACUUAAAAAUCAUAUCUUUUAGACGGAGCAUAAAAAAAAUUAUAAAAUUAUUAUAAAAUUCGGAAGUAGACAGGAGUUUAUCGUUGGCAGCGUGUCGGGCGAGGGCUAGCUUAUUACCCGCGAAAGGUUACCUAUAAAUAUUUCGUAUAGUCAACUCUUUAUGUAUGUUUAUAUUAUAAAUACGUAUUGAGACUUUUUCGGAGAAACUUACGGGAGGAGACGGGGCAAAUGUAUUUUAAAGGCAUCUUCGUUUUUCUUGAUGGUAUGUAUCAUCAAGAUAUGUUGUUUUGCAAUAUCGUAAAAUUUUAGAAAAAGUAAGUGUGUUUUUGCUCCACCUACUUUAUUCGUCAAAUUGUGACCCUGUUUGUGAUUUCCUAGACGUUUCGAAAUUUAUUUUCUAUGUUAUGUUACUGUUGCAAUAGCGGUCGUAGAAUAGUUCGAAUGGGAUAGUUCGCCACGUGGUUUAUUCUUGUUACAAAGUAAAAUUAUGAGUGCUAAUGUAAUUUUUAACGUAGGUUAUUUUUGUUACUUUGUAAUCUCGGUGUCGGGUGUUGCAGGUUUUUGCAGCACUACGUAUGUGCUUGCCAUUCGUGAUAAAUAAUUAUUUUUUUCGUAGGUUACAUUUAUUAUACACAUAGUGGCACUGGGCGUAGUUAUACAAUAUACAUAGAGUAAUGUGUUUGUCUUUGUCGUUUGAUAAUUUGUGAUCUUCCCGACUGAAAAAUUAUUGUGUUCGCAAACAUAAUUUUAUUCAUGAAAUUUCUUACACCGAUAUUUUUUAUUGUUUUUCUUUUUUAUUUUAAAUGAAAAAAGUUUUCAUAUAAAAAUACAGAAAGUAACUUUACAAUGGUUAAAAAGACGAAACAUAGUAAAUUUAAAAAUUUAAAUUAUUGUAAAGUGUAAUCGAAGUAGUAUAGGAGCUCCUGGAGCGACAUUUUCAAAAUAUAUGAUCUCAAUGUGAAAUUUAUAAAGAAACUUUUUUAAAACCGUCAUUAUAACUCUGUACCUAUACUGUAACCUGUUCGUAUUUCUUAAACAACCAGAAAUUUAAAGAAAAAAAAUUAAAUGGGUUAUAAUAGGAACAAAGUCUGUGUGAUAAACAUAGCUAUUAUAUUGAUGGACUUGUAGAAUAUUAUUCACAAAAAUAGUAUAAGAAUUAGGAGUAACUCCAACAAUCAACACCCAUAGUGCAAUAAAUUAACAGUAAUAAUAUUGUAUAUGUGUUUGUAACUGGAUUUUUAUAAAAUUUUAUGUAAACGCAAACUUUUGUUAUUCGUAAUAUCAUAGUUUUACACCCUUUAAAAAUUAUAUGUAACAUAAAAAUAAGAAAGGGUUUAUUGUAGCAAAAAAAACUGUACGUUAUUUCUAAAAUAGUAACUAUUUAUUUGUCUGAAAUAAUAUAUUGAUUGAUGAAAAUAAAAAUAAACUAUGUUCU